Messenger RNA from Notothenia coriiceps (black rockcod), 283 nucleotides. Its product is annotated as serine/threonine-protein kinase VRK1-like. Lineage: Eukaryota; Metazoa; Chordata; Actinopteri; Perciformes; Nototheniidae. The record is from RefSeq and is a predicted model, not a curated record. The annotation marks the transcript as partial. The transcript is spliced from 2 exons.
GUUUACUUGGUAGAUUAUGGGCUGGCAUACAGGUAUGCACCCGAUAGUGUGAUAAAAGAGUACAAGGAGGACCCCAAGAGAUGUCACGACGGUACCAUCGAGUUCACAAGCAUCGACGCACACAAGGGAGCAACUGCGUGCCGGCGCAGCGACCUGGAGAUCCUGUGUUACUGCAUGGUGCAGUGGCUGUGUGGACGCCUGCCCUGGGAGGACAAGCUGCAGGACCCCCUCUACGUCAGAGAUUGCAAAAUCAGGUGAGCGGCACACAUCAUGUCUGACCAAC